Molecule: messenger RNA, 1012 nt
Organism: Xenopus laevis (African clawed frog)
Lineage: Eukaryota; Metazoa; Chordata; Amphibia; Anura; Pipidae
Gene: u2af1.L
Product: U2 small nuclear RNA auxiliary factor 1 L homeolog
Exons: 8
Coding region: 114-833 (239 amino acids)
Biological process (GO): mRNA splicing, via spliceosome
Cellular component (GO): nucleus; nucleoplasm; U2AF complex
Molecular function (GO): nucleic acid binding; metal ion binding; RNA binding
Source: RefSeq, a predicted model, not a curated record
AGAGUUCAGCCCGUUUCUAUACCAACCAUAGGCCACGCCUCCCCGGCGCAUCUGUAUGACGUGCGGCGUCUGCCUCUGAUUACGCAGGUGGCGCGCGGGUCCCGGAGUGGAACAUGGCGGAGUAUCUGGCGUCCAUCUUCGGCACCGAAAAGGACAAGGUUAACUGCUCAUUUUACUUUAAGAUUGGAGCAUGUCGCCAUGGAGACCGAUGCUCCCGGCUUCACAACAAACCCACCUUCAGUCAGACUAUCGCUCUGCUGAACAUUUACCGGAACCCGCAGAACUCCUCCCAGUCGGCAGAUGGACUUCGCUGUGCUGUGAGUGAUGUGGAGAUGCAGGAACAUUAUGACGAGUUCUUUGAGGAGGUAUUUACAGAGAUGGAGGAGAAGUACGGGGAAGUGGAGGAAAUGAACGUCUGUGAUAACUUGGGAGACCAUCUAGUGGGAAACGUCUAUGUCAAGUUCCGUCGAGAGGAAGACGCUGAGAAAGCUGUGAAGGAUCUGAAUAACCGAUGGUUUAAUGGGCAGCCAAUCCACGCAGAGCUGUCUCCCGUCACUGACUUUAGGGAGGCCUGCUGCCGUCAGUAUGAGAUGGGGGAGUGCACGCGUGGGGGAUUCUGCAACUUCAUGCACCUGAAACCAAUCUCUCGAGAGCUACGCAGGGAGUUGUACGGCCGCCGAAGAAAGAAGCACCGCUCUCGCUCCAGAUCCCGGGAACGUCGCUCUCGAUCCAGAGACCGUGGCAGGGGAGGAGGAGGAGUUGGUGGAGGAGGAGGAGGUAGAGGCAGAGACCGGAGAAGAUCAAGAGACCGAGAGAGGUCGGGACGCUUCUGAGCUGGAGUUUUUAAUUCCGUGUCCUAGGAGGAUCCGGGGGCUCCCGGGGUAUUUUGGGACUCAGCGGUUGGGGGAGGGGGGUUGGGGCUUUUCCUUUGUAUUUCUCAGGAUUCUUUUUGCCUUUUGUCUUUUUUUUUAUUAAGCCAAGCUUCCGAUUAAACAUUUGUAGUGAUCCAGUA